This is a messenger RNA of Alosa sapidissima (American shad), 1021 nucleotides long. RefSeq lists its product as uncharacterized. The coding region runs from base 59 to 886 and encodes 275 amino acids. The transcript is spliced from 2 exons. The record is from RefSeq and is a predicted model, not a curated record. Lineage: Eukaryota; Metazoa; Chordata; Actinopteri; Clupeiformes; Clupeidae.
CUCAAGUGCAACAGCAGUAUAGCUGAAUCUUCUUGCACAGUGAAAAAGUCAGGGCAUCAUGGUCUACAAUCUAAACUUCUCCUCUGGAACUCCUGCCAAGACCAACGCAACGCCAUGGGACUAUGGCUACAAUAUAAGACAUUCCAUCUUCCUGAUAACCGGUAUGUGUGUGGGUCUGCCACUCGUGGGUUGGGCACUAGCUGUUCUACGCCGCCAUAAACACAACAGGGGCCGAGGCUCAGCGUUGGUCAUCGCGCUCCUCCUGACUGACCUCCUGGAGAUGGUCCUGAGCCCUGCCAUGGUGGCGUACCUGCUGGCGCCGGGCGUCACGCGCAGCGGCUCCGUCUUCCUGCUCUUCUUCGGGGUGAAGUACUGUGGUCUGCACCUCCACCAGAUGGUGGCGCUAGAGGGAAUCAUGGCCCGGACGUACCUGCCGGUCACUUCCCUUAGGUUCUGGCGACCCCUCUCCAUCCUCCUUUGUCUACUCGAGGGCGUAUUUCUCCUGCUGUGUGUGUUUGUUCACCCAUUUGCCCAGACGGCUGCAGUCACCCUCACCUGGCUGUUACUGGCAGUGAUACUACUGGGUGUCACAUGCAAGCUAACCUUUACACCAACCCCCACCCCUCCAGACUCCUCAGAGACUGUCCAGAACAAAGAUCGCACAGUGCUGGUUGUUGCCACUCUUAGCUUUCUCGCGUUGUAUGGUCCAUUUCUUGCAUUUCAGCUUACCCAGGUAUCAAUACCACCGGCUUCCUUUAAGAGACAUGCGAAUGGCAUAAUGGCGGCAAUGACGGUGAUCUAUCCAGCUGUUUACCUGAGGGUCCUCACUGACCCUCUUUUGUGUGUGCUGGUUGUCAGGGAACUUCCACUGGAUAGGCAACAGUAAAAACCAGUGUACGACUAUAAUUAAGGUUUCAGAAGGUGCAUCUGAAUUGCUUCUCAAAUGAUAUGCUUCACAAUAUUUUAUGGUGGAGAUUUUUAUUGGAUUAUUGCAUUGCUUGUUAUACACAUCCUUUAAAAU